Messenger RNA from Periophthalmus magnuspinnatus, 3646 nucleotides. Its product is annotated as zinc finger protein 646-like. The record is from RefSeq and is a predicted model, not a curated record. The coding region runs from base 109 to 1437 and encodes 442 amino acids. NCBI's taxonomy places the organism in Eukaryota, Metazoa, Chordata, Actinopteri, Gobiiformes, Gobiidae. Gene Ontology annotation, cellular component: nucleus. Gene Ontology annotation, biological process: regulation of transcription by RNA polymerase II. The transcript is spliced from 7 exons. Gene Ontology annotation, molecular function: DNA-binding transcription factor activity, RNA polymerase II-specific; RNA polymerase II cis-regulatory region sequence-specific DNA binding.
CCGUGUUUGACAGAGGCUGUUUUCUUUGGGCACCAGCUCCGACAAAAGCAGCGCAAACAUCUCCUCAUUUUUACUCCAAACUGCCCCAUAAGAGCCCCCACAGCCAACAUGUACGCCAGCACCAACCCCGGCAGCGCGCACGGAGACUUCCAGGACAGGAACGGAGUCAACUACGUGUCCUCCGCCGAGUCUUUCGGACACUGCUCGCAAUUGUUCUGGAAAAAGGACCCCAGUGAUUCCGGACCGAGUUCAACCAUCAGCUGGUGUGAGCAGUUGCCCCCCUCCUCUGCGGCCCUGUCUGGCUCCAGUCUGUCCCCUCCCUCUCUGUCCCUGGAACCCUCUGCCCCUCCGCCCGCCCCCUCUGCUCCCCCUACACCGGCCUCGGACAUCGCUCCCUCUGCUCCAGACGACACAGAGUCCGACGAGCGGCCUUAUGUCUGCGACCUGUGCAACUGCGCCUAUAAACAUGCCAGCUCGCUCCUCAACCACAAGCUCACGCACAAGAUCGGAGACUUCAAGUGUGACUUCUGCAGUAAGCCGUACACAAACUACAUGUCCCUGAGGAAUCACAUGCGCAUCCAUGGACAGAAGCGCUACAUGUGUGACCUGUGUGGGAAGGCCUUCCGCUUAGCCCGCUAUCUGCGCAACCACCAGCGUAUCCACGACGAUGGGCCCAACCGCUUCGACUGCCCCUCUUGCUGCAAGAGCUACAGAACCAUGCUGGAGCUAGCCCAGCACCGCUGUAGUGCUGCUGCCAACAACCAGAACAAGUUCAGCUGCCCGUCCUGCUUUAAGAGCUACAGGUCCAUGCUGGAGCUGGCCCAGCACCGCUGCAGCGCCGCCGCCAAAAACCAGAGCUCCAGUCGACGCUCCAACUUCUCUGGUCCUCGGCGUCACCAGUCCCAGCAGCAGAGCCAGCAACAGCAGAGCAACAGCAGCACCCUCAUGCAGCCACCACAGCACCCCACCCACGGCCCCCAGGAACCGCUCUCCUCUCACUGUGUGUCCCCCAUGCCCCAAGGUGCUCCAGGGACAGGCCUAUCUAACCAAACAGUGCCCGACCACCAGGUACCAACACCACUGCAUUAUGUGUGUCCCAGUGUGGUGUCGUCCCAGAGUGCCCCCCAGAGCAUGAGGAGCUCGUCCAAACUGGUGUCUUCUUCGGCCAGCCCCGCCCCCUCCUCCUCCUCCUACUCUCUGCUCCAGCCCCUGGUGCCUGAGGUAAAGGAGAUGAGCCAGGGAUACACUAGGCUGAGCGCCAACCCCAUGGCCAAGCACCAGGACACGUUCUCCCUGGCCCCACAGCGACCCCUCAGCGCCAUCAACCCUCUGGGCCACAGCCUCCACCCUAACGGAGCCGCCAGCCUCAAGCCCUCCCCUGUACCCCGCUCCAUUCAGCCCAUGCCCUGGGAACAGCGCUCCCUCUACAACCAAUGAAACCGGGACCUACCCAGCCCUCAUACCCCCAUAUACCCCCACUGCUCUGUGCACCUGACCACCAUACACCCCACAACCCAACACUAGCCUCAGGACGGACACCACUGCCCUCCCCUUCGGAACAUAUCGGGGAACAGGGCAAUAUUAAGAACUAGUUGAUUACCGAGUAGUUAGUUCAGUUGUGUUGCCUUGCCCCUCACGUAUGAACCUAUGCCAUGUACCGCAUAAAAGUUCUAUGUUACCCUCUAGUUACAGACUAUCUAUCUAUGAGCCCUUUAUGAAUCGUGUCUUCAUGCUUCCCCCGUUUUGAUGAAAAAUAUCCUAUUUUUAUCAGGAAAAACUCGACUGCCGAAAUCCUGUUCCCUCUUGUAUGUUUGCAAACAUAACUCAGUGUUUGUCUGUUAUGAUUUCUAUUAUUAUAACUAAAGCAAAAUGGGGAUACAUGAACUUGUAACUUUGUUUGUAUCUUUUUUACUUGCCCUGUCAAAUGUGCUCCUGAAUGGACUUGUGUAUACUACCGUGCACUGGGGAUUGCCUUCUCAAUACUUUUUUUUUUAAUUUAAAUUUUUUUUUGUAAACCCCACCACCAUACCUCCAGGAUCCAAGGACCAGAAAACAUGGCGGCCACGCACAUUUCAAGACUGAAGCACUGCUGAAUUUAAGGACCUCUUUGAACCCGGCACCGUUUUAGCCGUCUGAUCUGUCUACUCUUGUUCCACACUGACUGUUACUUGUUGUGUCACUGUUAUAGCACUUUAAAGCAAGUGCUGUUCCCAAUACUGGCUCGGCCCCUUAGCAGAUGUAACUGCCAUACAUCAAUACUUGGUGCAUAUGGUUAGACUACUAUUUUCUCUUAAACAUAGCUAACAUCAUUAGAGUUAAAAUUGGCCUAAAAAUCUUGCCUAGUCUUUUCUAGUUUUGUAAUUUUGGUGAGGUUUAUCAUUUUACUUCCUGGUUGGAUAUGGGAAGCAGAUAUGAUGUGUCGGGAUAUGUUACACAGCAACCAUAAUUUUAACAAGGGUUAAAACCUGUCUAAGUUGCACGAUAGUUAUAAUUUCACAAAUACAAAUAAAUGACAACACCUUUAAUUUAUUAAAUAAAGAUUUAAAUUGUCAGAAAAAUGCCUUCUUUGCUUGUAAAUUGUCUUUUGGACAAUGCACAUGGACAUUGCAUUUUGGAUGAAAUUGAUAACAGUUGGUGACAUUGAUAGAGGUAUUCCUUUUAGAACUCAGUGCUACUUCCUGUAUUUUAGAAUAUUUACCUCAGAUGCUGUCCCACCAAACCAAAUAAAAAUUUGAAAAUUAUAUUAAUCUGUGACAUGCUCUAUAAAUUGUAUGUGACAGGUUUGCAUGUUUUUCUAAUUCUGACUUGGUUUGAUAGCACUUGUGGUUAAUAAAAAUCCAGGAAGUAAUGUUGAGUUCUAAAACGGAAUACCUUUACCAAUGCCAUCAACAUGGGAAAGUCCAUCAAAAAUGCAGAGAUAAUUUACCCACAAGGAAGGAGUUUUUUGGGGCAGUUUAAACCUUCAUUUAACAAAAUAAAGGUGUAAGGUGUUGUCAUUUAUUUUUAUCAGUUUAAUCGUAAGUACUGUGUAAUUUAAAGUUUUGGCCCUUGUUCGAGUAGUGGUUGCUAUAGGUAACAUGGAGUUACCUCUACAUAUGUCAUCAGCUGCCUGUGUUCAACCAGGAAAUAAAAUUAUAAACUAUAAACAACAUUUUUAGUAAAAUAUAAUGAUUUUAACCAGGUUUUAGUGAAAUUAGUAGUUUAACCUGUCAUAUGCACAACGGUUUGGGAAAAAUGCCUGUCAAUUUAUUUUCUAAACAUGGAAAUUGGUGAUGGCCAUUCUCCCGUCUACUUUCUGUAGAAAUAGAAACACAGUACACCUUGGGUUGAUAUAACUAAUGUUAAAAAGAUUUUAAAAGCUGUUUAUUUUUAGUUGAAUAUAACUUAAACCAUGAUCAUUGAAAGACCCCCAGACCUGACUACUGGGAAUAUCAGGUUCAAACUAUUGAAUUAAAGAUGCAGCAUGUAGUUAGUGUAUCUUGCUAACUUGGUGUUUACUGAAAUAGGCUACCCACAAUUCUACUGACAUUUUGUAUUGCUCUGUUUAAAUUCGUAUCCAUGACCUGUCAUUUUUGCUUUUACUCCUUGUAAGGUGUCUUUGAGUAUUUAGAAAAAGUGCUAUACGAAUAAAAAUGUUUUAUUAUCA